Linum trigynum is the source of this 1569-nucleotide messenger RNA. The record is from the annotation of a GenBank genome assembly. Lineage: Eukaryota; Viridiplantae; Streptophyta; Magnoliopsida; Malpighiales; Linaceae.
UUCUACUAUAUUUCACAUUCAUUAAUGAAGCGUCCCGUCCCGUCCCACCCCGCCCAUUGUCAUCGCUUAUCACUCUCUCCGGACGUAUAUUUGGUUAGUAAUUAUUAAACCCAAUCAUUAUUAUCAUAAACAUAAAUAAAUAAAUAAAUAAAAUACUUGUACAACUGUCCUCCGGCCGGCUAGCUCCUUGUGUUCAACAUUCCUUCCUUCCUUACUUAUCGUGAUUGCAUGUGCAGGGGAGCUACCUAAACACCCUUGAAGUUGUAUAUAUAGAUCGGUCGACUCGACGACAAAGAAUACUCAACCAAUAUCCUAUCACAAAAUAUUAUACUCAUCAUCAACAGAGAGAGAGAGAGAGAGAGAGGGAAUGGAUACGCGUCUUCUCAUCCUCCUUCUCGCGCCCCUUGUUCUGCUCCUCUCGUCGGCACAGGCACAGCUAUCUCCUAACUUCUACCAGAACAGCUGCCCCAACGUGGAGUCACUAGUCCGCUCCGCCGUCCGGGCAAAGUUCCAGCAGACCUUUGUCACCGCCCCCGCCACCCUCCGCCUCUACUUCCACGACUGCUUCGUCCGGGGAUGCGAUGCAUCGGUGAUGCUGGAUUCCCCGACGAACAACGCGGAGAAGGACCACCCUGACGACAUCUCACUCGCCGGAGAUGGGUUCGACACGGUGGUGAAGGCGAAAGCCGCCGUGGAAAGCAACCCGAGGUGCCGCAACAAAGUGUCGUGCGCCGAUAUCCUGGCUCUGGCGACCCGCGAGGUGGUUUCCCUGGCAGGAGGACCUUUCUACAGAGUGGAACUAGGGAGGAGGGACGGGCGGAUGUCAACAAAAGGCAGCGUGCAACGCCAACUCCCACACGCAAACUUCAACUUGGAUCAGCUCAACCAAAUGUUCAACUCCCACUCCCUCUCCCAGACAGACAUGGUCGCUCUCUCCGGUGCGCACACGCUGGGGUUCUCCCACUGCGGACAAUUCGCCAGCAGGAUCUACGGCUUCAGCAAGACCAACACCAUCGACCCGACCUUGAACCGGAACUACGCCACCCAGCUCCGGCAGAUGUGCCCGCUCAAGGUGGACCCGAGGAUCGCCAUCAACAUGGACCCAACCACCCCUCGAACCUUCGACAACUCCUACUACCGCAACCUGCAGCAAGGGAGGGGACUCUUCUCCUCCGACCAGGUCCUCUUCUCCGACCCCAGAUCCCGCCCCACCGUCAACCUCUUCGCCUCCAACCAAACCGCUUUCAACAAGGCAUUUGCCGACGCCAUCACCAAGCUGGGACGACUCGGAGUCCUCACGGGGACUAAGGGGGAAAUCCGCCGAGACUGCACCCGCGCUAAUUAACUUAACUUAAGCUACCUACCUACCUACUCAAAAUGUAACUAAUCAUAAAGCACUGUUACGUUACGUUUAAUUAAGAUCCUCCCUCGAUCAUUAAUUUGCAUUCUUUCGCAUCAUCACUACCUAGCUACCUCCACAUUAAUGUACACCUUCUUCUUCUUCUUCAUGAUGCAUACACGGUUCUCGUGACCAAAUCCGAAAUCAAAUAAUAAGACCAUUUUUAUCAU